This is a messenger RNA of Symbiodinium sp. CCMP2592, 1806 nucleotides long. Lineage: Eukaryota; Dinophyceae; Suessiales; Symbiodiniaceae. The record is from the annotation of a GenBank genome assembly.
AUGUUCGCUGCCCCUGCCCACAGCAAAGCAACGCCGGCCAGCCUUUGCCAGCCACAGUGGUGCGAUGCCACGCAGCGAUUGCACGCCCUGCAGGUCCCCGAGCUUCGAGCGGCCCCACGUGGGGCGCGUGGCCUCGGCAGCGGUGUCGCUGGCCUGGCGGUGACGGUUGGCUCGGUGUGGUGGGCGUCAAGGCUGCGGCGAGCGGCAAAGCCGCUGCCGAGCAGGUGCAGCUUCCUGGCCAGUCAUCCACUAGUCGUCCCACGAUCACCGGCUUGGAGACCAAUCAGCUGUCGAGCUGCUGCGUCGGAUAGUGAGGAGGUGAGUGUCCUCCCCGACUUGCCGGCCACAGAAUUGCUUGAGCGGGUUCUUGCUGGCCUGGAGAAGGCCUGCAAAUCCGUGGAAGGCAAGAUCGGAGGUCUUCGGAAGCAGAUCCGUGACCCCGAGGAGGCGGUUCUGUGGAGACGCAGGGGAGAUGGGCUGCUGAACGUCCGGGAGCCAUGGUAUCCGGGCAUGACCGAGGUUGGCGUGCCCGACUACAGCAACCUUGGUGAUGACGGCCUGCCUUUGCUGCUGACGGUGGAGCUUGACCCAAAGAUGGACUUCAAGAAGAACGCGCAGCUCUGUUUCAAGCAGGCUGGGAAGAUCGACAGAGGCAUCGCGAAGUGCACGCCGCUGGUCGAGGCGCAGGAGGUCGCUCUGAAGAGAUGGAAGGGGCAGCUGCAGAAGGUGGAAGGUCUGCGCGACACUGCCGCAGCGGACGAAGUGGUCUUGGAGCAGUUGGCGCCGUUGUACCAAGAGCUUUGCGAGGAACGGUACAUCAGGAAGCCCAAAGUAAAGGCUGCCGCGCUCGGGAAGCAAGAGGAGACGCAAGAGCAGAAGUGGAAGCGGAAGUAUGGAAAGGAUGUGGACCGUUUCGUCUCACCCAGUGGCCACGAAGUCUUGGCCGGACGUUCCGCGAGUGCGAAUGAGCGCGUCUCCUUCGAGCUGACCUUCAAAGACGCCCUGUGGUCGGACUCUUAUGCUCUAGUUCGGGGAUAUGAGCGCAUGUUUCUGAAUGGGAAGGGGGCGCCUGCCGCAGCAAUCUGGGCUGUAGAGAGGCUUCGCCGUCAUUUGUGGCCGUGCGCAUUGCGCAUGGGCUACGGCAAAGACAGGGACAAAGAGCAAUCCCAGGCGGUGGCCCAGGUGGACACCCGCGUUGGCCAGUUCACACCAGUUGCCGAGUGGAACUUUCGCGAGGUUCAUCGCGCCCAGCGAGGUCGCAAUGAGCGUCGCGCCACCUGGGACAUCAAACCUGGUGACAAAAUCCUGGCCGUCAAUGGGGCGGAGGCCAGCGACCGGGCCAUGCUUCAGGAGCUGCAGUCGGCUGCCAGCAUGGACUCGCCCAAGAACCUGGACCUGAAGCUGCAGCGGGAGAUGGCUGACGUCUUCGGGCCCUCGGCUCCCUCGGUGCCCGGAGCGUCGCAGAGCUCCUGGCGGCCCCCGCGCCCAGAGGAACGCAGGCGCCACUCCGACUCACUGCUGCCUCCGGAGCCACUAAGCAGCCGUGGCUUGCGAUCUUCUGAGAGGCGGGCUGCAUCUGCCCAACCGAGUGCCGAGCGUUCCGAGACGAACUUCUUGGCCCCUCCCAGUGCACGCUGGUCGGCCGAGUUAUUGCACACUGGCCACUUAGAUGUUCGGUCCUCUUCCUGCGAGCCUCGGCCGCCCCCGACGCCGCUGUCCAAGGGCCACACCACGGCCAGGAAUCGCGAGUUUGGAACCGGGGCGUCGAGCCUAAACCAAGCUGCCCGAGCCAUGCUCCACUGCUAG